Messenger RNA from Rosa chinensis, 6969 nucleotides. RefSeq lists its product as uncharacterized. The record is from RefSeq and is a predicted model, not a curated record. Lineage: Eukaryota; Viridiplantae; Streptophyta; Magnoliopsida; Rosales; Rosaceae. Bases 354 to 6719 code for a protein of 2121 amino acids. The transcript is spliced from 18 exons.
GCGUAAAUCAGACUCGCUCUCUCCCAAUUCUCAAAUUACUAUUUUACCUCCGCAUUCUCCUUCCCCCAUUGCUCAUCCCGCGACUACAAGUCCAAUUCCUACUCUCGCAACCGCGGAUACUCGCGUUGGAAAGCGGGAGAGCCCGUUCAGUUUGAAAUUUAAAAGAAGCGCUGAAACUGAGAAAGCCAAAAAUUCAAAUCGGAUUUUCGGAAAAGCAAAAAGGAAUUAACUUCCACAACGAAAACCAAGAAGAAGAAGAACCGUCUUGAUUCUCUCUCUCUGCAUCAUCAUCGAUCUCUUUAUAUCCUCCAGGUCUCUCUCGGUUCCCAAUUUCGCAUUGGGCAUGUUUAGAAAUGGAUUUCUACGCGAUGAAGAGGAAGGAGCUGCAAGCGCUGUGCAAGAAGCAUGGGAUUCGUGCCAAUAUGAAGAACACAGAAAUGGCCGAAAGGCUUACCUUGCUUCUUAAGGAAGAUGAAAAUUCGAUAACAGAAGUUAAGCAGGUGGAGAAACAGUUGGAAGCAACUGAAAUGGUGAUUGAUUCGGUUGAAAGUCAGAAAGUUAAGAAAGUGAAGUUCAGUCCUGACAAUGAAACCUUUUACUUUGUGGCUACCGACAAAGACUCGGACUCGGAUUGUGAGUACAAACCAAAGAAGCGGGGCGGAAGAAGGAAGUCUAUGGGGAAGAAGGUUUUGGAGAAGAAGGAAGUUUUGGAUGUGGUUGAAAAUGCAAGAGAAGUUGAAGUAGUGGAAAUUAAGGACACCCCUGUUCGUGUUACGAGGUCUCGAAAGCAACUGCAACCAUCAGGAGCUGUGGAGUCUGUUUUUUCACCUGGUCAUGGGCAAAAGGAAGUGAUAAUUGGUGCGGAAAAUGUUGAUGGGAAAGGUAUUAAACCUGUGAAAGUCCAGAAGGAAUGUAAAGCAGUUGUGCUCCAUGGGGGAAAGGAGGUUGCCAGAGAUGAAGCUAGAAAAAGAACGAGGAACGAAAAUUCAGAAGGCGCUUCCCAAGUGGUGCCAAGUGAUGUUCUCUUACCUAAACAUCCUUUAAGGAGGUCCAGACGAAAAACCACAUUGUUUUCUUCUGUGACUGGUGCCGAGAAGGAGUUGGGAAUUUGCGAAGCUGUUGAAAUCGUGAAACUACCAAGAGAGCCGGUUACUAGAAAGAGUUCUAGUGCUGCUAAAUCUGGAAGGAAGUCUAGUAGGAAUGCAUGUAAAAAGGUACCAGCGGAAACCUGUGAUGACAUAAUUGCAACUGCUGUGGAAAUGGAUAGGCUUGUGCAGGAAUUCCAAGAGCCGUCACUGUUAGAGGAGAGUUCAGUAGUUGUGUAUGAGUCAUUAGAUAGAUCUCCUGUGCUGCAGAUGGGCAAGGAACUGGAAAGAGAUGUUAUUAGAAAACGACCAAGGAAUAAAGACUUUGGAGGGAAUCCUGAAGUUGAGCCAGGUUUGGAAAAUCUACUUCCACCCAAGGCUCGUUCAAGGAGAUCUAAUAGCAAGACUGCAUUAUUGACAGAAAGUAUGCCUGCUGAAAAUAAUUCACCACUUGAAGAACCAAAGAUAGAUGUUGGAUUGGAAAUACAGGAACCUGCAGGAAAUGAAAAUGAAACUGACUCUUGUUUCAACAAAGCUGUAGAAAAGUCAAGAAAGAAGAGGAAGGGAUCAAGCAAGAAGACAGAAUCUGCCACAAAGGAUCAGCCAGUUAGUUUGGCAGCAUCUACUGUAUAUUCGGACAUUGAGAAAGCCACGGAUAUUUUGGCUCAUCUGAACGGAAAUCGGGUUGUGGAAUUUGUGAACUUUCAAGGGACCUCUAUGUUACAUAAGGAACAGAAUGAUGAACAACCCAUCAUUAAUCAUAUCAAAAGUGUUGCAGUAGAAGAUGCCAUCUUCAGUAACUCUACUGUGGGUGUUAUGGAUGAUCCUUGUUUGUCUUUUAACAGAAAGGAUACUGAUCAAGAAAACACAGUUGAACAAAACCCAGUAGCAUCUCCGGGUAAUCUCUGCAGUGUGGUGGUUUCUCCAAAUGCCUGUGUACGUGAUGUUCAUUCAUUCACCUAUCGAUCAGAAUGUGAAGGUCAAACUUCCAACUUAUUGGACUUGAAUGAAGGAUCAGAAUCAGAAGAGUCAUUGAUUGUUAAAUCCAUUAGUCGAAGAGGUGGUGUGCUGGAUGAUCAAUUAGCAAACGGGGUCAUAGCUAGUGUUUCUGAGGAUCAGAAAUCAAUUGACAAUAUAGUGAUGGUUCAAGUUGAUAUGGAUUCUAAAAAGCCUGCUGAAGCUGCUGCAGAGACGGUUGGAGAAAUGCAUGCGGGUAGUACCGUUCCCAGUGAUACAACUCCAAUAGAUUCUUCACUGGUAAAGCAAGUUGGGAAUGAGUUUCAAGCUCAUUGCGUUGGAGGAAUAAAUAUAAAUCAUAUUGGAACAAAUUUCUCUUCUACAUGUGUCUCUGAAGUCCCUGAUGAAACAACAUCUUCCUGGAAUGAAGAGAUACUAUGUAAUCAUGAUAGUACAAAAGAAGUUAUGCCAGCAGAUAAUGAAUCCGCUAAGGCAUUAGAUAGUGCCCAAAUGAUACCAAUUGUUACUGAAGAGAUUCUUCACCAGGCUAUUGAAAGGAACUCAAAUUUUGAUGAAAGUGUUCUUCUGGAUUCACAUAACACAGAUGAUCAGGUUGCUGAAGUUAAAUUUCCUGAAAUCUCAGAUGUUACUGAAGACAUUGAAGAGAAAUAUGAGAAUGAAUCCUCUUAUGGUGAGAGGACGGAAGAAGUUGUGCCAGCCGAUAAUGAAUCUGUUGAGGAAUUAGAUAUUGCUCAAACUUUACCAACUGGUAUUGACGAGGUAAAUGGGGGUACUGAAAAAAGCUCAAACUUGGAUGAGAGUGCCCUUCCUGAUUCAAACAACACAGAUGGUCAGGUUGCUGAGGAUAAAUUCUCGAAUGAAAGCAUUGUCAAUGGCAGUGAAGAAAUUAAAGACAAAUGUGAGCAUGAAUCCUCAGUUGGUGAUAGAAGUCCAAUCACCCUAGCAGAAAGGAUAAUGGAUACAUUUGAAAGUGGGACAAUCCCUGUAGUUUUAAAAUCUGAUGGUGAUGCCCAAAACUCAUCUUCCUGUGGGGUCUCUUGUAGCAAUGAUGAAUAUGAACAAGGGAACAAACUUAAAGCUCAAGGCAUACAUCUCUGUGAAGAAGUUGAGGGUUUGUUGCAUGGAAGCAAGUACCAGAAUUUAUCUUUUGAUGGGAAAAUAGUUGUGAAUGAUCACAUAGUGGCACCCACUAUGAAUUCAAAUCUUGAAUGUGCGAUGGAUGCUGUGGAGGUUGAAAAUGAGAGAAAAUCUUUGAAAGGUCUGGAUAUAGUGGUGUCUGUAGAGAGUGAAGGUGUAGUGAGAACAUCACAAUCUGCUCUCCCACUGGAUUGCAUGAACACUGGUGAUUCUGACUUGCAUAGGGAAGGAAAGGCUUCAUUUGCUACAGAUGAACAGACAUACAAGGAUGAAAAUGCUAGUAUUAGUGAUAAUAUCAGGACCCUUGGUGGGGGUAUUGAGAACAGAAUGAUGGGGAGCAAAGCUGAUAUGGAGGACUAUGUCACUUAUAGAGAAAAUAAUAAUAUUGGCAACUGCUUGACUGAAGGAGAUCGAUACUGCAGCAAGGGUGACAAAAACAAUCAGAAAGAAAAGGAGAAUGUUGAUGAGGAUCUAGCUUUUCAAGAAGAUGAGGAAAAUAAAGAAGGGGCCUGUAAAGUUGAAGAAAUGUUGGAUGCUAUGCCUGAUUUGAGUAUGGAUAAAAAUGCAACUUCCAAGGAACAUAGUCAAGAACUACUUGAUAUCCAGAAAGGGGUUGCUGAACAAGAUGUAGGUGAAAAUUCUGAUGGGCAAGUGGAGGUUAAGCACAGUGAGAAUGCAAUAGAUGCUGGGGACGGCAAAGACAUACUUGAAAAAUGUGAUCAACGUGCUGAAGAGUCUAUUUUGGAAGAUAAUGAAAGAUUAAAAGAGCAAGACAUUGUAUCUGUUAUGAUACAAGAGUAUGUAGAUGGCGAGAAAGAAAGGAAUGGAUAUUUAGAGGUCAAGAAUCCUAAUGUAUCCAUCCAUGAAGAAAGCUUUUCUGAAAUUGUUACAGAUCAGAUGGCAAAUGAAGUUAUAGAAUUUGAAUCACAAGAUAAAGUGAACUUUGGAAGUCCUGACAACUGCAAACAAAUAUCCUCAGAGGUGGAAAAAUGUGUUUCUGCAGCUUCAAGUGACUCCAUAUCUAGGGAUGACAAAACUGCAGAAGGGAUAGCAUCUGCAUGGAAGAUGGGUGAAGAUUCAAGUUCUAAGGAUAUCCGAGGAGGAGAAAGCCUUUCCUUUUCCAUCAGCUCUGAUGGCCAUAGACACAAUAAUGAUGCAGCAGACAUAACUGGUCCUGGAGGCAUGGAAGUUAGUAAGGAGAAUAAUGUGGAUGGAACUAAGAUGGUUGAGCAAAAACUGAUUGGUGGCAGUCUACUGGAAGCAAGGAGCAUGUCAGAUGUGAAAUCAUUUUCUGAUGUCUCUUGGAACAGGCUUGAGUGCGACCUUGGUUAUUCUUUGCACGAUGCUGUAGUCUCAUGCAAGGAUCCUGAAAGGAAGAAUAUGCAUAUGCUAGUUGGUGACAAUGCUAGCACAGAUGGAUUCGGAAUGCUAGAAAGUGUCUCAGGUGAGAAGGUUGAUGAAGGUUUAGAUACUGGCAUAUAUGGUUCUGAGGACACACUAAAUUCCAAAGAGACUGAGGAAAUACUUGAUCUCCAUAAUAUUGGUACUGUGGCCACCUGUUCUGCUGAUUCCACCGAACCCUCAAUGCUGAAACCUGAAAUGGGUGUUGAUUCUCCAUUUUCUGCUUCUAAUUAUGAAAACAAAGCCUUGGAAUUAGAGGCUGCCUCACCCAUAUUGAAUGGUUUUGGGAUGAAAGGACUUUUCAAAGAUGACCAAACUUCUGGACUCAAAAAAGCUGAUUCCACUGAACCCUCUAUGCUAAAAUCUGAAAUGGGUGUUGAUUCUCCAGUUUCUGCUUCUAAUUAUGUAGAAAACAAAGCCUUGGAAUUAGAGGCUGCCUCACCCAUAUUGACUAGUUUUGGGAUGAAACGACUUUCCACAGAUGACCAAACUGCUGGACUCGAAAAAUCAGGUCUCGAGAUGUCAAAAGGCAAUUCAAAGAGUGAACAUAUUGAGGAUGUGAAUAAUUUAAAAGAAAGUAUUGAUAAUUCACAAGUUGUAGAGGAACUUCAUCAUCAGGAGAAUAAAGUGAUCAGGGAAGUGGUGGAGUCGAAAUCCGCUCAGGAAAUGUAUAACCAUUGCCUUACUGGUUCUGCUAUUAUGGAUACUAAUGUGCACAUUCCAAGUUUUUGGGAUGAGUCAACAGAAGUAGAACCAUGCCUUGAUAAUGCUUGUGCCAAACCUCAAACGUGUAAUGCUGCUGCCAUUGCCUCAGAGUUUAAUGUUUCUUCAUCUUUUGGAGAUCUAUGUGACUUAAAAGAGUUUAGUAAGGCUGACAGUGAAAGUGCAAAAGAAAAGGUGGCGACUGAUGAUUGUUUGGGAGAUCAACCAUCAGAAAAUUUGAGAGUUUCGGAAGACCUAGAAGCUCAUACAAUGAUUGGUAACGUAAUGGUGAUAAACCAGGAAGAAGAUGGAAAUUCUUUGCUAUCAUUUGGUUAUGUAGGUGCCAAUACAGUGUCUCCAGAAAAAGUGGUUGGGUGUUUGGAAAAUAUGGCUGCUGGUAUUGAGGUUUCAAAUCUGAGAUUAAAUGAAGCACCAAGUUCCAAAGAUUCUACUUUUGAUGAACAGAGUAAAUGCAAUCUUUGUGAUGAUGUACUGGUCGAUGGCAGUAGAGACAAUAAUGCUGUUGCAGACAAAGUUAGUACUGGAAGUACGGAAGCAAUAAUUGGUAUUAAGAAUGUUGGUGAUGGAAUUAAGUCGGUAGAAAAAACCCCGCAACCAUUGGAAGGUGACCAUCUUUUGGAAGAAAGAGACUCUUCAUAUGGCAAAUCAUUUUCUGAUAUUUCUCAUAGCAGGAAUGAAGGUGAUUCUACUUUCUCCUUGCACAAUGUUCCAUUCUGUUGCGGUGUUUUCAAAAAGAGACAUCUGUCUGUGCAAGAAGGUAGAGGCUUGAAGGCAGGAAGAGUCUCAGGCUUGAAGUUUGAAGGUGUAAAUGCUGGCAUAGAUGGUUUUGCUGAUCCUCCUGCUACUGCUUCAAGGCAUGAAAUUAAGGCCUUGGAGAAUGUAGCCUCGCCUGUAGCCAACAGUCUUGGGAUGGAUUGGCUUUUUGGAGACAAUGAUGAAGUUAAGAAAUCAGAUGCAGAGAUGUCAAACACCAAUUCAACUAGUGAAGAUGUUAAGAAUGGGAAUGGAGGUGUAGCUAUUCCACAAGUUGGUGCAGGGGAACUUGGAGAGCAUAAGCAUCAACCAAUAGAAGUUGGGAAGCUGAAAUCCACUCAAGUAUUGGGUAUUCAUUGCCGCCCAUGUUCUCCUGUUACAGAGAUCUCUAGUCAUGCAAAACUGGAUUCAUUCAGAGAGAAAGCUCUGGAGGCAAAUUUGGAGAGAAGUAUUAGUGUUUCUACUGCACAUGGACGGAAGAAGAACAGAGAUAUUUUUAUCCCUAGAACUCCAAAGAAUCUGAUCAAUGAGUCUGAUAUGAAGGAAAACUUCAAUGCCAGAAAGAGUGAACCAGUAACAAACAUCAGUUCAGUAAAACCUCUGCAUGGCAGGCGAGCACUGGAGGAUCUGCAAAACAAGUAGACUUACUGCUCGUCUGUCUUUGCUCCUAUUGUCUGUCCACUUUUGAAACAUGUAACUUUGGACCUUUCUUGAACAUGAUCUGAAGGUUCGGUACCCUUGAUUCCUGAUGUUAUGUUUGUCUGAACAACUAAUGUUUAUAUAUAUUGAUGUUCAUAUUUCUGCUGUGUUGCCAUUCAAAAUGUUGAUGUUCACAUUUGUGCUGUGUUUCCACGAAAUGAAUAUGCAAUGCAAUAUAUCUUUCAUUUGUGUU